This is a messenger RNA of Castor canadensis (American beaver), 780 nucleotides long. Lineage: Eukaryota; Metazoa; Chordata; Mammalia; Rodentia; Castoridae. The record is from RefSeq and is a predicted model, not a curated record.
AUGCGUCUGCUGCUGGAGCUAAGGAACACAUCUGAGCCCAGGAUGUCAGAGCACAAGGACAUAUCUAAGCCCAAGAUGUCAGAGCACAUGGACACAUCUGAGUCCGGGAUGUCAGAGCACCUGAACACAUCUGAGCCCAAGAUGUCGGUGCACAAGAACACAUCUGAGCCUAGGAUGUCAGAGAACAGAAACACAUCUGAAUCCAAGAUGUCACACUCCCAGGCCCUUCCUGAAGGCAAACGCCAGAAGCUUCUGCAGAGGAAACGAACCAUGUUCACUGAGAAACAACUAGAAACAUUGAACCAUAUGUUCAACAAGAACCUGUACCCAGACCCCAACCUGAAAAAAGAGAUGGCCUCGAAGAUGAACAUCCACCCAACAGUCCUACAGGUCUGGUUCAAGAACCACAGAGCCAAAGUCAAGAAGGCAAAAUGUCAUGCCCAGCAAACCCAAAAAGCUCAGCCUAUGCAGUUAGCUGAGGAUGCAGCCAAGUCAAGUCCUUUCCAGACAGACGUGGACACGCUGCCCAGGUCCCCGGACAGCCCCUGCCCUGUAGCCCACAUUUAUACCAACCAUGAGAUGCCCUCGUUCCAACUCAGCAUAUGCCCCACCGUUAAGCUCCUCAUAAACCACCCCGGAAGCCACAAAAUAGUCCACUUUGGCUGCUGCCCUGAUACAACCAUAUACUGCCUGCAUCCUCUUUUGGAAUCUCCAGAGCACUCCUCAGGCCUUGGCUCCUCUUCUUUUGGGUCCUUUCCUGUACGAAGAGAGAGAAGCUAA